This is a messenger RNA of Postia placenta MAD-698-R-SB12, 1137 nucleotides long. RefSeq lists its product as hypothetical. The transcript is spliced from 13 exons. Gene Ontology annotation, molecular function: nucleotide binding. Lineage: Eukaryota; Fungi; Basidiomycota; Agaricomycetes; Polyporales; Adustoporiaceae. The record is from RefSeq and is a predicted model, not a curated record. The coding region runs from base 1 to 1137 and encodes 378 amino acids.
AUGUCCAUCAACGUCCUUCUCGUGGGGGCUGGUGAAAUCAAUUUUGGAUCGGUCGAGGGCCCGUGGAACCAUUCCUUGCGCCUUGAGCGCAAGCUAGGGGACAGGUUAAGGGUUGUUGCCCUUGUUGAUCCAGAUAUUUCACGGGCCAAGGCGGCCAUCGAGUAUAAACUCGCGGGUUUGACGGCGAAAGCCUAUCAGGAUUGCCAUGCAUACGCCACAGUCAAAUUGGCUGCGGACAGUCUAUCUGCAGAAAACAACAACCAACCCCAGCUUGCGAUCCUCGGCGCCCCGCCUGUUGUGCGAGGAAGCGACAUCCCAGGACGGGACCUCGAGCUGCAAGUCGCGCGUGCGUUUCCCGAAUGCGCGCUCUUUGUCGAGAAACCUGUCAGCAGCGGCCCAGAGGAUGCUUGUUGGCGUGUAGCUGCCGAACUUUCCAAGAGGCAGACGUUCGUCUCCGUAGGCUACAUGCUGCGAUACUCUCGAGGUCGAAAGAUAAUAGCGGAUAACAAGUUGGUAGUGAUGGGGACCAACGCGCGAUAUGUCAUGGCCUAUGAAUAUGCAAGAAAACUGUCUUGGUGGGACAAGACAUCUUCGGGCGGUCCAAUCGUCGAACAAGCGACGCAUUUUUGCGAUCUGUCCCGCUAUUUCGGCGGCGACGUCUCCUUGCCGUCCGUCACCGCACACACAGUCGAGCACUAUGAUGCGCCUGGUGUGCUAUCUGCCAAGCGCUUUGACGAAGAGGACAUCGCGCCGGAGCGGCGCCUUCCCCGCUUGACGAGUGCGUCGUGGAAAUAUGUCAACGGCGCGGUCGGCGCGCUAACUCAUGUCAUUGCGCUGCAUGGAACGACGUAUGACACUGAGUUCGAAGUAUACGCAGAUGGAUAUCGGCUGAAGCUGAUCGACCCGUACGGAAAACCCGUACUUUCUGUGCGGAGGCCUGGCCUCGAGGGCGAAGAGAUCAUCACCUUCUCUGACGACGACCCGUUCUACACAGAGCUGUCGACGCUCAUUGAUGCACUGCAUGACCCAGCGAUGCGCGACAGGAUCUUAAGCACGUAUGGGGAUGCAGUCAAGACAUACGAGUUCGUGAGUGGUGCUAGAUCUCGAUCGCAUGCCGCGCUUCAUAGACUGCUGUAG